AGUUGGUGAAUGGCGUUGGUGGCGGGAAAGUUGAGUCUCUCCUGCGCCGAGCCUUCGGGGCGAUGUGUAGUGCCUUCCAUAGGGCUGAGUCUGGGACCGAGCUCCUUGCCCGACUUGAAGGUAGAAGUUCCUUGAAAGAAAUAGAACCAAAUCUGUUUGCUGAUGAAGAUUCACCUGUGCAUGGUGAUAUUCUUGAAUUUCAUGGCCCAGAAGGAACAGGAAAAACAGAAAUGCUUUAUCACCUAACAGCACGAUGUAUACUUCCCAAAUCAGAAGGUGGCCUGGAAGUAGAAGUCUUAUUUAUUGAUACAGAUUACCACUUUGAUAUGCUCCGGCUAGUUACAAUUCUUGAGCACAGACUAUCCCAAAGCUCUGAAGAAAUAAUCAAAUACUGCCUGGGAAGAUUUUUUUUGGUGUACUGCAGUAGUAGCACCCACUUACUUCUUACACUUUACUCACUAGAAAGUAUGUUUUGUAGUCACCCAUCUCUCUGCCUUUUGAUUUUGGAUAGCCUGUCAGCUUUUUACUGGAUAGACCGCGUCAAUGGAGGAGAAAGUGUGAACUUACAGGAGUCUACUCUGAGGAAAUGUUCUCAGUGCUUAGAGAAGCUUGUAAAUGACUAUCGCCUGGUUCUUUUUGCAACGACACAAACUAUAAUGCAGAAAGCCUCGAGCUCAUCAGAAGAACCUUCUCAUGCCUCUCGACGACUGUGUGAUGUGGACAUAGACUACAGACCUUAUCUCUGUAAGGCAUGGCAGCAACUGGUGAAGCACAGGAUGUUUUUCUCCAAACAAGAUGAUUCUCAAAGCAGCAACCAAUUUUCAUUAGUUUCACGUUGUUUAAAAAGUAACAGUUUAAAAAAACAUUUUUUUAUUAUUGGAGAAAGUGGGGUUGAAUUUUGUUGAUAUACAUCAUAAAAUAGUCUUUUGCAGGGUACUACGCAAGCCUUAAAAUUUUUCUUAAGACAGAGUCUUGCUCUGUCUCCCAGGCUGGAGUGCAGUGGCACAAUCAUGGCUCACUGCAGCCUUGAACUCCUGGCCUCAAGGGAUCCUCCUAUGUGUGCCUCCUAGAGUGCAGGGAUUACAGGCGUGAGCCACUGCUCGUGGCCAAAAGUUUUCUUUUUUUUUUUUUUUCUUUUUGAAACAGUCUUACUCUGUCUCCCAGGCUGCUGGAGUGCAGUGGCACAAUCUCGGCCCGCUGCAGCCUCUGCCUCUUGGGUUCAAGUGAUUCUUCCACCUCAGCCUCCCAGGUAGCUGGGAUUACAGGCACCCACCACCACGCCUGGCUAAUUUUUGUAUUUUUAAUAGAGACGGGGUUUCACCAUGUUGGCCAGGCUGGUCUCGAACUCCUGACCUCAAGUGAUCCACCCACCUCGGCCUCCCAAAGUGCUAGGAUUACAGGCCCGUGCCCAGCCCUAAAGUUUUAAACUCUAGGGGAAUUAACAGUAUUUCUUUACAGAAUGGAUUUGUUAAACUAGCACAGUAAAAGUAAAGACUAUUCUGUUUCUAGGCUGUUGAAUCAAAGUGAUUUUAGCAAUUAAACUUUGUAUUAAUUUACCACCAAUAUUUCUUCACAAAGGAACUUUUAAAAGAUUAUCUCAGAAAGUAAAUCUGAGAGGUAAGAAGUAAUAAUGAGUAAAUGGUAAGUACUUGAGUAAAUCUAAAGAAAUAUUGAUAGUAAGGCAAUCCUAAGCAAAAAGAACAAAGCUGGAGGCAUCACGCUACCCAGCUUCAAACUAUACUACAAGGCUACAGUAACCAAAACAGCAUAGUACUGGCACAAAAACACACGUAGACUGAUGGAACAGAAUAGAGAAUUUAGAAAUGAGACCACACACCUAUAAUUUUUUUGAUCUUCGAUGAACCUGACAAAAACAAGCAAUGGGCAAUGGAUUCUCUAUUCAAUAAAUCGUGCUGGGAUAACUGGCCAGCCAUAUGGAAAAGAUUGAAAAUGGACGCCUUCCUUAUGCCAUAUACAAAAAUUAACUCAAGAUGGAUUAAAGACUUAAUGUAAAACCCAAAACAGUAAAAAUCCUGGAAGACAACCCAGGCAGUACCAUUCAGGACAUAGGCACAGGCAAAGAUUUCAUGACGAAGACGCCAAAAACAAUUGCAACAGAAGCAAAAAUUCACAAAUGGGAUCUAAUUAAACUAAAGAGCUGCACAGCAAAAGAAACUAUCAAGAGAGUAAACAGACAGCUUACAGAAUGGGAGAAAAUUGUUGCAAACUAUGCAUCUGAGAAAGGUCUGAAAUCCAGCAUCUAUACGUAAUUUAAACAAAUUUAGAAGAAAAAACCACCCCAUUAAAAAGUGGGCAAAGGACAUGAACAGACACUUUUCAAAAGAAGACAUCUGUGGCCAACAAUCCUAUGGAAAAAAGCCCAGCAUCACUGAUCAUUAGAGAAAUGCAAAUCGAAACAACAACGAGAUACCAUCUCACACCAGUCCAAAUGGCUAUUAUAAAAAUGUCAGAAAAUAACAGAUGCUGGUGAGGUUGUGGAGAAAAAGAUAUGCUUAUACACUGUUGGUGGAAAUGUAAAUUAAAUUAGUUCAGCCAUUGUGGAAGACAGUGUGGGGAUAAAGACAGAGAUACCAUUCAACCCAGCAAUCUCAUUACUGGGUAUAUACCCAAAGGAAUAGAAAUCAUUGUUAUAAAGACACAUGCACGCGUAUGUUCGUUGCAGCACUGCCCAUCAGUGACAGACUGGAUUAAAAAAAUGUGGUACAUACACACCAGGGAAUACUAUACAGCCAUAAAAAGGAACAAGACUGACUGGGCGUGGUGGCUCAUGCCUGUGAUCCUAGCACUUUGCGAGGCCGAGGUGGGUGGAUUGCCCGCGCUCAGGAGGUCAAGACCAGCCUGGGCAACACGGUGAAACCCCAUCUCUAUUAAAAUACAAAAAAUUAGCUGGGCAUGGUGGUGCGUGCCUGUAGUGCCAGCUACUCAGGAGGCCGAGGCAGGAGAAUUGCUGGAACCCAGGAGGUGGAGGUUGCAGUGAGCUGAGAUCGCGCCAUUGCACUCCCGCCUGGGCGACUCCAUCUCUAAAAAAUAAAAAAUAAAAUAUAAGGAACAAGAUCAUACCUUUGCCAGGGACAUGGAUGGAGCUGGACGCUAUUAUCCUUAGCAAACUAACAUAGGAACAGAAAACCAGAUACUGCAUGUUUUCACUUAUAAGUGGGAGCUAAAUGAUGAGAACUCCUGGAUACAAAGAAGGGAACAACACACACACACACACACACACACACCCUCUCACAGACUUAGAAUACGUGGCAAGAAAAGCAUAUAAUUUGACAUUAGGAGCAGAAGAAUUAGUGUGCUAAGGUCCUUGCAUUGUCCGGGAGAAGGGGAAAAGUAUCAACAUUAGACAUUGAUAAAGGGUCUGCACCUUUUGAUUUCUUAACCACUCAAGGAUAGAAAAGGGGCAUAACUUUAAAAUGAAACAGGAAAAUGGUGGGCUGAUUUUUAAAUUUAAAAGAACCGAAUACAGCAGGACAGAUCCAAAGCACAGAGGAGAUGGUGUAUUUAACUCCAUCCACACCAAUCAUUACAUUACAUGCAAAGGGACUGAGGACUCCAGUUAAAAUGACAGUUUUAGGCUGGUUUUUAAAAUACAUAUUUGCUGUUUUAUUUUUAGAGACAAGGUCUCGCUCCGUUGCCCAGGCUGGAGUGCAGUGGCAUCAUAACUCACUGCAGCCUCGAACUCCUGGGUUCCAGUGAGCCUCCACCUCAGCCUCCAAAGUAGCUGUGAUUACAGGUGUGUGCCACCUUGCCUAGCUGAGUCCCUUGAAUUGAUAAAAGGUAUAUACAAAAAUCCCUCAGUAAACAUUAGUUAAUAGUGAAAUAUUAGAAGUGUCUCUUUUAAAAUCAAGAACAAGAGUGCCUGCUAUUACUACUUGUAUUCAACAUUGUACUGAAAGUGUCAACACAGUAAAGCAAGGAAAAUGAAAAAGCAUGAAAAAAAGGCAUAUGGAAGAAACAAAACUGUCAUUCUUUAAAGGUUAGAUGAUUGUAUGUAUGGAAAUCCAAUAUCAUCUAUAAGCAGAUUAUUAGAAUUAAGAGUUUAGCAAAUUUGCGAGCUAAAACAUCAACAUUUAAGUUUUUCUAAGUACCAGCAACAGAAUUAAAAAAUAGAAUUUUAGGCUGAGUGCAGUGGCUCACAACUGUAAUCCCAGCACUUUGGGAGGCCAAGGAGGGAGGAUUGCUUGAGUCCUAGGAGUUCAAGACCAGCCUGGGCAACAUAGUGUAAGACCCUGUCUCUAUAAAAAUAAAUUUUAAAAAAGAAAAUGGAAUUUUAAAUAUAUAUAAUAUUUAAUCAUAACUAAAAAUAUAAAGUUUCUAGAAAUAAAUCUAAUAAAAAUAUGCAAGACCUUUUUGGAGAAAAUUACAAAGCUUUAUUGUAAGAAGCAGAGUUUAACCCUUUUCCCAUUUAGAAAAAAAAAGUGCAGCUCACUGCCAGCGCUCAUUUAAUUUUACGUAAACACACUCUUGGAGGCUGAAGCAAAUCUUACUGAUUUUCAAUGUGAAAAUAAAAUAUAAAAACUAUUCUUGGAGUUAUUUCUAAACAGAACUAACAUCAGAAUCAUCUGAAUCAUCAGAAUCAUCUCUUUCAGAAAAAUCGGACUCAUCGAAUGAAUCUUCGGCUAACUGUUGAGAACGAUGUUAACAUCACGUGUAGGAAUACUACAUUUUCCAGGAUUUGACAUUUUCAGCGAUCAAGAAUUACUAUGUUUUGUAAAUGGAAAUACCACUACUAAAGACAGAAUGCUAUAAA
This is a messenger RNA of Homo sapiens (human), 4771 nucleotides long. RefSeq names its product X-ray repair cross complementing 2 (gene XRCC2). Gene Ontology annotation, biological process: double-strand break repair via homologous recombination; double-strand break repair; DNA repair. Bases 63 to 905 code for a protein of 280 amino acids. The record is from RefSeq and is marked reviewed. Gene Ontology annotation, molecular function: ATP-dependent DNA damage sensor activity; DNA binding; ATP binding. Lineage: Eukaryota; Metazoa; Chordata; Mammalia; Primates; Hominidae. The transcript has 3 exons. Gene Ontology annotation, cellular component: replication fork; nucleus; chromosome.